AUGUCGCUCUGGGGUAGUCAGAAGCGUCCGAAGGACAAGCUCGACAUCAGCGGGCUGAAGGAGUUCAUGCAGAUUCACGUCUCCCUGCGCAAGUUCUACUUCGACCUCCUCUACCCUCCCGGCCCCAACGGCCGCCGCCGCGCCAUGUUGCGCUUGGGCGCCCUUUGGUGCGAGAGCUUGGGCGCGAAAGGAGCGCCGUACCGGCUUUGGUCUUGUUUGGCACCGCCCUUGGUGGUUGUGACUCUCCCAGUGGGAGACCCGAUGCACAAGCAUCCAGCCCUUGGCUUGCAGGUACAAGAGGCCAGCGCGGUCUUCUCUGCCGCGCCAAAGGACGGUCCUGAACUGCGGACCUUCAUGCUUUUUGACGAGCACAUCAGCAGAGAGAAGUCGCAAAAAGCUGGGCUUUCUCGUCCAGUUUUGCAGCUCCGUGCUGCAAAGCUGAAACCCAACCCUAUCUCGGAGGAGGAGGCUCGAGCAACCCCUUGGGGACGCACAGGCGUGAAGUCGAUUCCAGCUCCGUGGCGGAUGGGCGUUUGCGUGGAGCCCUUCCGCGCGACGAUAUGCAAGUCCUUCAUCUUGCGCGUGAAGGAUUUCUUGUGGUCGUAUUUGAUUGUGCCCAACCUGGACCCAGCAGAGCUGACGAAGCGGGCAGAUCCCAGUGCACGGACCCUAGAAGAUCCCUGCCAUUUGUGGGUCCAGCUGCAGGAGAUCCGCAAGAAGCGACACCAGCGUCACAGGCAUUUGAAGUUUGGACGACGAGCCUUGGUCGACAGCGAUGCGAUACGUGGUCCCUUUGCGGAUGGGCAACGCUUUUUUGGGACGGUGAUCUUCCCGGGCGGCUUCUCAGCCACAGUGCUGGAGCUCUACCAUGAGAACAGGUGGAUGCGUUUAACCAUCAAUGCACCUCCGGGCAUGAAUGAGUUUCAUCGUCUGGGAUGGCCAGUGGAUGGAAGCGGUGGAUACCGUCCCUUCGGGGCACUGGAGCCUUGUCGCUCCAUCGAUGGCUGGUGGUUCGAAACGGAGGAGCAAUCACGGCACUUCGCUCAAGCGCAAGCAGACGGCGGCAGAAUGGAGGGUUCAGCCUGGGAGGCCACGGAAAUGAUUGAUGUGGAGCAUUUCUCCGCCCUGGCCGGGCAGCCGCCCCGCUUGGCGGGGCGAGGGCUGCCGCGGCAGGCGCUUCAGCCGUCGAAGGUGGCCUCCGAACAGGUGGCUGAAAGCAAGGAGAGGCCGACGCCGCUGCCAGGUUGCUGGACCCACGGCCAUCAUUGCCACCAGCAUGGCAGUGGAGAUUGGCCGGAAUGCCGCCGCGCGGCUCGCGGCCUCCAUGCCCUCGUGUGGGCAGGUGGAGAAAGCCGCACUGCCAACGCAGCCCCGCCAGCGGAAGCGUCGCUCAUCGCUGUCAUUGCCGACAGGGACACCGCAGCGCGUCGGGCCCUUCAAGACCUUGGAGGAAGCAGCGCUCACGGUGACGAUGGAGGUUUUGCCCAAGGGUGCCUUAGGUUUGCCAGCCCCAUCGCUGCUUCCUGCUUGGUGGGAAGAACUGGGCUUGGUGCGGUCAGAUGUCUCAAUUGCAUCGCGCUGAGCCUCAGGGGGGAAGAGCCUACUGCUGCCUUCUCGCAGGGAUGUGCUGCUGCGUGCCCAGCAGGAUUCAUGCUGCAAAGCCCGUGCAGAACAGUCAUGUGGCCUCAUAUCAAGUACACCGAGCAUGGUAUGUUCCGUGCUUGA
Molecule: messenger RNA, 1725 nt
Organism: Durusdinium trenchii
Lineage: Eukaryota; Dinophyceae; Suessiales; Symbiodiniaceae
Source: the annotation of a GenBank genome assembly